AUGGAAGCCAAGGUUUCCCAAGGUAACCAGUCGGUACAAAUGCGUCGGAGUAGAAAAAGAAGGAAGCUUGUGCGAAACACCGACCGAAUUAGGCGUACCAGGAACAUAGCACAAAUCCGGCCAUCGGAUCCUGACUGCCCGGGGCUCGCGCGCCGUUACCACGAGUGCAACACAGCUCCAUGCCCGGGUCCACCGAGGGACCCUCGGGCUGAUCAGUGUGCUGUGUAUGAUCGAAGGCCUUUCCGUGGAAGGUUUUAUACAUGGGUGCCAUAUGUUGACGGUGAAGCACCAUGCACCCUCAACUGCCGACCGCGCGGACAGCAGUUCUAUGCUUCGUUAGCACUAGUAGCAGAUGGAACGCCUUGCACUAAACCGGGAUUCAGAGCCAUCUGCGUACAAGGCACUUGCAAGGUUAGUAAAAUUAAAGCUAAUUAUAUUCAGUAG
This is a messenger RNA of Diatraea saccharalis (sugarcane borer), 444 nucleotides long. The record is from the annotation of a GenBank genome assembly. NCBI's taxonomy places the organism in Eukaryota, Metazoa, Arthropoda, Insecta, Lepidoptera, Crambidae.